UGCUGUAGAGCCGGGGUCGGAGUUCGUGGGUAAAUCCAAGAUGGCUGCCGGCGCGCCCCGGACCCCCCACCGCCUCUGACACUGGUGGCUGUGUGUAUGUAUGUGUGUGACAGCGCCAGGAGGAGGCGGGACCCCGUUAUCAAUACCUCGGGCUAUCCUUAACCUCCUGCUCCGAGCUUGUGCUCACGGCGACCCCUCCUCUGCGCGUAGAUGAGGUUUGCCACGAUCCUGGGAAUCCGCAUCAAGCCCGGAAGCAACAACAAAGAGUAAAUCUAAUAUAAAACAGGCCAACUACACUGGGCUUUAUGUUUACAAUCAGUGGAUGAUCUGCUGCCAGCUGUUGCAUUCAUUGACAUUCUGGACAUGAGGACAGUCACUGGUUUGAUAAUAAAUGCUACACUAAGAUAUACUAAUUGUGGAACUCGCUAUGACAUGCAGGGGUGGACAGUUUUAUGCUGCGUUUAGGAACCAGAAGAAAAAAAUACAUGCUGGAUGUAUUAAACUUCAGCUGGUUGUUAAGGAUUUUUUUGGCAGACGUUGCCCUAGUUUAUACAUACUUUAAAUGGACCUAAUAAAUCUUUAGUAUCUUUAUUUUUGAACCAAACGUUGUUCUUUGUUGUGGUCAGGUUUUCUUUCAGUUACCGGAACGAUGAACCAUUCUUUAGAAAACUCCAUUCCAUAUGAAGACUAUUUGAGGAUGAAAGCCCAGACAAUACCACCUCAUCGUAUGAAGGAAUUUUUAGACUCCCUCAAUGGGAAGGGUACAGAAGAAUUGCAGCAGUUUGUACAUUCUCCAAUAUCUGUGUAUCAGCAGAGGAACCAUUAUUUUUAUAUGGACAGUACUGACGUGGCAGGUUCUUUGUUAGAGCUCGCUAGGCCCAUUGCAUCACCUUUGCAACAUGCUACUGUCAGUCCUGGUGUUACCCUUGAUCAACAUCACAUUCCUGUGCACCAUGUACAAUUAAGACAAGGACACCAUAUGGAUGUGCAGACAAGCCAGUCAAGUAAAGCCUUGGAGCAUCAGGUGGAGGGCCAACCUGUCACUGAAGGACAGAGCUCUAGCAUUGCUGGUACUUCUAACUCACAUGAUAGAAGGUCUUGCUCAUCAGGGUUAUCACAGCCAGUGAAAAAAAGAAAGUUUGACUUGCCAAUUGAGGACAGUUACUCUAUUAACCAUUCAUCUUUACAGAAUAAUUCUGCAGUGCUUGCUCUGCCUGUUCAGAACCAGCAACAAACUUACAUUCCUCUUCGCCAAGAGCUGCUAACCGUGGAUAGUAGUCAGUUGUAUGGAUUAGUGCCUGCAAGUACGUCAACAGCUGGGCAACUACCAAAUGUAGAGUCGUGGGCAAUAUUUUCUGCCCAUGCUACUUGUCCAGAGUCUCAGACAAUUAUGCACACAUCUGUUCCUCAGGACAGCAGUGGUGGUGUACAAAUGGGGGAGAUUCCAUUGAGUACAAGCAGUAUAAAAUUAGAGGAGAGUAAAGAGAGCUUUGAAGCAAAAAAGAAUAUAUCUGAAAAAUCUGUGCAUGCUCCAGGUACAUCUGGAUACCCAAUGCAAUUAAUCAACAUGAAUGGGAAUAUUCAAAUUCCAUUGUCUGUACAAAGUGGGGGAAGAGUCUAUCAGCCAUCCAAAUACUGGGAUCAACAAGUACAGUCUCAAGGCUUACAGUGUUCUCCAUCUGAGACCCACCUACGAUUGCAAAAUAAUGCUGAUUUUCCUUGCACACUUAAGCCAGAUGAAGGAGCUUUAUUUUGGAAGACCUGGGCACAGAUUAAAAAUGCGGAAACUCAGAAAGAGGUUGAAAACAAGAUGUUGCGACCUGGAAGUAGAAGACCAAUCAUUUAUAAGGAGGAUGUUCUAUCUGUGCCAAUAGCAGAGUUAAACUAUGGAUUGUGCCUAAUGACCAAAGAAGCCAGAAAGCAUGAUGGUUCCCCAUAUGAUGCUGACAUGUUGUAUUAUCUAUUUCUUUGUAUGCAAAAGCACAUGUUUAAUAACAACCGUAUUGAUAAUGUCUUUGCUGAUCUUUACUAUUCUAAAUUUCUGGAGAAGCUUCACGAAGUCCUUAAAGGAUGGUGCCCACGUGUAAAUCCCUUUGGUUACAUAAUACCCACUUGUGUGUCUGAAGAAAUGUUGUGGGACUGUAAACAGCUUGGAGCUCAUUCUCCGACUACACUACUCUUUACUUUAAUGUAUUUCAACACCAAGUACUUUGUUUUGAAAACUGUAGAGCAACAUUCACAAUUGGCUUUCUCUAAAAUCACAAAGCAAACUAGGAAGAAUCCAGGAAUAGGAAAAGAUAAAAACAAUACAAUACGUUUUCUACGACUAUAUGGCCCAGUGCAAACCGGUAUGAAAGUGACAGAAGAAACUUAUGUGGAACAGCUUGAAAACCCAGAUAAUCCUCUGCAGUGUCCAAUCAAGUUGUAUGAUUUUUAUCGCUUUAAAUGUCCUCAGGGGGCCCGAGGACCUACAGAUGCCUUCUACUUGGUUCCUGAACCAGUGGUGGCACCAAAUAGCCCUAUAUGGUACUCUGUACAGCCUGUGAACGAGGAGGUGAUGGAGCAAAUGUUGACCCGAAUAUUAAUGGUUAAAGAGGUCCAGGAAGCACAUGCUUCAUCUCGACUUUCUGCAUAUUAAUCACAUCUAUAUAACCACAAUAUCAAAACUGUGUACAUACCCUUAUCUGUAAAGCAUGGUUAAAAUGUGUAGAUUCUUUGCUUUACCGUACUUUAUAUUCCACAGGAAAGGAGAUUUGCUUUGAGUAUACAAAGCAUUUACUGACCACAAUCUAUGUUUAUCUGUUUGUAGCAAAGCACAUUUUGGAGAUGAAAUGUUUGUUUUUGAUGAUAAUUUAAUGCUGACAUUGAGCACUGCAUGUACAGUGCUAACAUUCUUGUUUUGGAGUAAAUUAAGACUCCAAAUUUAUUUAAUUUUAUGUAAAUAUUUUGCUUUGGUCACUUAUUUUUCAUACAAGCAAAUACAUAUGAGGUCACUUCCUGUCACAAGUCUUGGAAUUCUAAAAUAUGUACCAUGUGAAAUACUGUACAUAUGAAAUAAUUGUUCGUUUGUAACAAGCGCUUAGCAAUUGUAUAAUUUAUUAAUCAGUUUAGUGCAAUGCAGCCAUAAUCAUGUUCUUAAUGAAACAUGCUGAAAUUAUGGAAUCGUACUGUUUUUUCUUUUCUCCUUUACAAAAGGAUGAUGCUUCCAUGAUGGGCCUGGUCACAGAGAAAACAAAAACAGUCUUUUCAAAAAAUGAUAAAUGUUGUAUCCCUUAUUCUGAGAAUAACUGAAAGAUAGAAGUUUUGUUUUGUAUGUUUUUUUUUUUUUAAACAAGUGUAAACUGGGUUCAUAGGAAGCUUCAGAAUUGUUGGAUUAUUUCCAGCUUUUGUGUUUGACGUUGUGGGUGUAUUUGUGCCUAAAGUAAAAUGUCACUACAUUUGACACUUUAACACCUACUUUUGUGCAUACACAGAAUGAUUGCACAUCAUGCUGAGAAAAACUAACUAUACAACCUUACCUCAAAAUCCAGUCAUGCCGUGCCUUAACACAAUCCAGGCACUUGGAUUUAUUUCAGUGGUGACUGUAAUGUAAAUUUUGAUUACUUGUGUUUUUAGUAAGUUCACUUUUACAGGGAGAUUUGUAUAUUUUCACAGAAAAUUUAACAUGGAAAUCACUGAUUAAUAGGAAAAUGAGUUUGUUAUAUCUGAUGUAUGCUAGAUUUCUGGUAUCUUUGUUUAAUACAGAUUGAGCACUAAUUUUGAUUUGAAAUAAAAUUGCAAUUGAAUGUA
This is a messenger RNA of Spea bombifrons (plains spadefoot toad), 3789 nucleotides long. Its product is annotated as transcriptional regulator QRICH1-like. The transcript has 10 exons. The record is from RefSeq and is a predicted model, not a curated record. The coding region runs from base 650 to 2638 and encodes 662 amino acids. Lineage: Eukaryota; Metazoa; Chordata; Amphibia; Anura; Pelobatidae.